Messenger RNA from Ictalurus furcatus (blue catfish), 3633 nucleotides. Its product is annotated as lysophosphatidic acid receptor 4. The coding region runs from base 712 to 1683 and encodes 323 amino acids. The record is from RefSeq and is a predicted model, not a curated record. Gene Ontology annotation, biological process: G protein-coupled receptor signaling pathway; behavioral response to pain. NCBI's taxonomy places the organism in Eukaryota, Metazoa, Chordata, Actinopteri, Siluriformes, Ictaluridae. The transcript is spliced from 2 exons. Gene Ontology annotation, cellular component: membrane. Gene Ontology annotation, molecular function: G protein-coupled receptor activity.
UCUGCCACUUCUCUAAAGCUGUGCCAGUCCUGCAUCACAAUUUAUUAUUUCUCAAAUUAUUAUGUCCAUAGACUUAUUUUUCAGUAUAUUUGUUGCUUGAAUUUUGUAAUUUUAUGUUGUCAUGUGUAUUUGGUCUUCAGCUUUAUCACUAUGUGGUGCAAAAGGAUCUGGCAAAUCUGACAAAAGGAAAUUUGAUCUUUAAGCUGAAGAGCAUAGAUAUGGAUUCGCCUUCUGUAUAUGACUGUGGUUCAUUUAUGUUGUUUCACGCUAUCUAAUGCUGUGUGAGCAUCAUACCCAUGACAGUUUCACAUUUAGUAAUCUUUAGGGCCUAAUGUCGGCACAGUCAAGCUGAUCUGAAUUAUAAUACCCAUAUUUUUAUUUCAAGUCACAUAAAUCGUUGCAGGAAGGGCUUGUGUCUGGAUUGAGAAUUUAUUUGGGCUGUAAAUGAGGCUGUGUUCAUACAUCUGGCCUUUAGAAACGGAAGCUUUGUUAAAAGUCUUGGGGGGGGGGGCGGUUUAGAGCACUGAAAUGGCACUUCCUGAGAAGUCACAUUUAACAUGAAAUACUUUACCUCCUGCACACUAAGAGAAAUGCAUAUAAACAUAAUAGAGAAGAACAUAUAAACGGUUCAGCCUUACUGCAGGAUUUAGACUGAAACAACAGAUUCUCUUCACUCCUAAAUGUUUUACAGCACCAACCAAAAGAGGAACUAUGUCGUCUAACUUAACAUGUGAGGAGGGCACAGCUGAAUGGUAUCAGAAUCAGACAAACUAUGUUUUUGUUGCUGUAUAUAGUGUGGUCUGUAUAACUGGGAUCACGCUCAACUUUAUGGCAAUUGUAGUUUUUUUCUGCUACACCAAGUCACGCUCACACACCAUUGUAUACAUGACCAACCUUGCUAUAGCAGAUCUCCUUCUGGUUUGUACUCUACCAUUACGGAUCUAUUAUCACUUGGGAUUUCAAGGCCUAUCACAAAAGAUCUGUGAACUUGCUGGUCUUGUGCUGUUAGCCAACAUGUAUGGAAGCAUCUUUCUCCUUACCUGUGUUAGCCUUGACCGUUGCCUGGCUGUUUGCUUCCCUAUGUCAUCCCGAGUGCGUGAAGGCCGCAAAAAGGCACCACUAGUCUGUCUGGGGAUUUGGAUGCUAACAACAGGAGCCAGUCUGCCCAUGUACCUGACUAAGAAAAAGGAGGAAAACCACACCAAGUGUUUUAGAAGCUUUCCAGCAUAUGCCAUAAACAUCAAUGCCAUUGCCUCCUCACUGACAGUAGGAUUUGGGAUGCCACUGAUCAUCAUGGUUAUCUGUUCAUGGGGGUUAGUACGUGCUGUCAGGAAAAGCACUGCAGUCCAGAUGUCUGGCUUGAUUGACAGCUGCAAGAUCCAGAGGAUGGUAAGCAUUAACCUGGCCAUAUUUCUGUGCUGCUUUCUGCCAUAUCAUGCCAUGCUGGUGGUGAUUUACUCCUACAGACACGAUACUGAAAGGAUACCAUGCUCAGUGAUGUCUGCCUACUACUAUACUUUGAUGGUAACUUGUCUGAAUGCCAUUCUGGACCCACUGGCUUACUAUUUUACUACAGAGACUUUCCGUAAAAAUGUUGAAAUAGAUGCUGUUCGGAGAAUGUUGCCAAUGAACAACAUGAGCUCUGAUGGAAACACCCGCUCCAAAGCACUUGUCAGUACUUAAAGUCAAAAAUAGUCUUUUUGGCUGGAAGUAGUGGAAAUUACAAUUGACAGACAUCUGCAUCAAAAAAUAAACAUUAUGGUGACAUAUUGCUGACUUCUCAAAAGGAUUUUACUAACUACACCAUAUGGGAGAUGAGAAAGUCAUUACAAAACAGAGUUGAGAAUAUCCUAUGGGGCUGGAUUUAUUCAUAUACAGAACUGAAAAACAGCUAAAUAAAGCACAUAUUACAAGUGUCAUUUACAAAGGCAUGACAUGUAACUGAACUGUACAAAACAUGGAUGUAAUAAUGUUGUAAUAAUGUUCAAAAUUAUUUAAUUAUUAUCAAGAAUUAUUUAAUUCAAGAAUUAUUUUUAAUUCAAGAAUUAUUUAAUUAUUAUCUGUUCAACAAUUCAUUGCACACCUUCAUUUUCUUUUGUGACAUAUACCUCUUAGUUUUUAUUAGAGUAGGUGCAAUGAUUGGUGUUGUUUUGUGUCUUUUUUAAAUUAUAAUAAUAAUAAUCCCUCCAUUAAAUUUAUACUGUCUGAGUAUUCACAUUUAGUUGAUUCUGUUUCUAUGGUUAAACUGGUAUAACUGGGUGUGGCAGGGAUUGCAAACAGAAUUUAUUUUUAUUUAAUUGUAUAUAGUGUUCUAUUUCCACAUAUAGAAUUAAGCAGUAUUGGAUUUAGUAUUUUUGUUAUUGCCCUUAUUAAUAAUAGUGAACAUAUUAUGAUGAUAUCCAUGAUAUACUGAUGAUAUUCUGUAUAAAUCAUCAAAAAAAUUGAUGUUUGUGAAAAAUAUAAUUGUUUUCUUUUUUUGCUUGUUUUAUUGUUAUUUUUCACUUUUAAGAAAUAAAUUUGCAGCCUAUUCAUUAUGUUAGGUUAACCCGACAUUCACAGAACAUGUUUUGGAACCAGUCUUGAUAAUAAACCACAAUUGAAAUACUGGAGAGUGUUGGAGGGUAAAAAAUAAUUAAUUGCCAUGUUAUAGCAAUAUCAACUCAGAGACUGUCUUACUUAAGGUUCCAUGGGCUUGUAAUGAAAAUGGUCCGGUUUGGGGGGUGGUAAAGAAUAACCAGUUCUUCCAGGCUGGCCAGUUCUAGGGUACAAGUGUUUCUAGUGUUUGUUUAUCAUGUGAUACAGGUUAUAAUGUGGGUAUCAGGGAAGGUAUCUAUGCUAUAAAAUGAUCUAUCUAUGGCCCUGUGCUAUUGAUGGGAAGGUUGUGAGUUCAAAUCCAGGCACCACUAAACUGCCACUGUUGGGCUCUUGAGUAAGAACCUCAUAGAUGAUCUACUCAGCUCAAAAUGUUGGGCCUGUCAACAUGCAGAUCUACAUGUAAAAUCUUCGUUUCCACUGUCAUGUUGAUGCCGGAAAUGGCAUCUAACUACACGUCUGAGAAACAAGACUGCUGUAAACAAGACUGCUGUAAACAAGACUGCUGAGGACUACAACACCGAAACUCUUUGAACUGAAGGACUUUCAGUUCACAUAAGCAUGUGAAGUAUACACUGUCAUUUUGUACCAGUCGAUACCAACACGUUUGAUUACCGUGUGUGUCCCUGGUUUUUGAUCUAGUUGUAUUUUUCUCAUUUUGUGAUUUUGCCUAGCCCAGUUCAUGUUGUUUGCUCAUUGCCUAACCCUUGCCUGUUUUUUUUUACAUCACUUUUGUAUUAUCUGUCUGUCUUGUUUCUAUGUUGAAUAAAACCACUGAGUAGGUGCACUUGUGCUCUGUUUCCUGACACCCACACCAUCCUCUCAGCCAAAAACUGAUAUUACAUUGACAAAAACCUUCUGUGACACAGUGUAUAAAUAACUUUAAUAAUUGCCUGAUAUAUACAGAGCAUUUCCAUUUUAUCAUUAAAACCCUGUAAUGCAGGUUCUUUACAGGACCUCUAUGUAACACAAAAAUGUAUACCUAACACAGGGGUGUGUAUUGUCAACAUAUCAGUUCUGUGAAAAAACAUUUAUCUUUAU